Messenger RNA from Asparagus officinalis (garden asparagus), 2990 nucleotides. RefSeq names its product membrane-bound transcription factor site-2 protease homolog. NCBI's taxonomy places the organism in Eukaryota, Viridiplantae, Streptophyta, Magnoliopsida, Asparagales, Asparagaceae. The transcript has 11 exons. Gene Ontology annotation, molecular function: metalloendopeptidase activity. Gene Ontology annotation, cellular component: membrane; cytoplasm. Bases 179 to 1753 code for a protein of 524 amino acids. The record is from RefSeq and is a predicted model, not a curated record. Gene Ontology annotation, biological process: regulation of response to endoplasmic reticulum stress; membrane protein intracellular domain proteolysis.
AGCAGUCCCAAACUCCUCCUCAGGCUCGAAAUGUGUCAAAUCGACAUCGAACCUAUCAGAGCCUAGACGCGACCACGACGAAGAGAAAAAAGAAAAAAAAGAAAAGAAAAAUACCCUCGAAGUCUCCUGCACGAUCACUGCAGGUCCUCCAAAUCUCCGAGCUCUCGAAACCCUAGCAAUGGCGACCAGGCGAACGAGACGGUUCGGAAGACAACAGAACCUCCUCCCUCUUCGUACUGGCCAAGUCUCCAAGUCUCUCUCGUGCUGGUACUGUGACUGGAAAAUCCGCGCCUUUAAUGAGAAAUUGUUCUUUAUCGGCCACCGAUAUGCCAGGUUGCUACAAGUUUGGUUCACAAUUGGGUCUGCUUUCAGUCUUGUGGCUCUAGUUGGAGUUGCUGCGUUGCUUAUCCAUGAACUGGGAAGGGCCUUUUAUCUUCACAAUUGGACUUAUGGCCUUAACAAUCUCUCAGUCAGCUGGUUGUUUGGCACUUCCCCUCCGUCUUUUGGUUUGAGCAUAUGGAUCAUGAACGCUGCUGUAAUGUUUUUUUCAACAACAUUUGCUGUUGCUAUCCAUGAAUUUGGACAUGCUGUGGCUGCUGCGAGUGAGGGGAUACAAAUUGAGUACAUCGCUAUAUUUUUGGCAAUUGUAUUUCCUGGAGCCCUGGUCGCAAUCAACUACGACAUGCUAAAUAGUUUGCCAUGGUUUGCUGCUCUUCGAAUAUAUUGUGCUGGGAUUUGGCAUAACAUCGUGUUCUGUGCAGUUUGUUGGAUAAUGAUGUUCCUGCUUCCCUUUGUCUUGUCUCCUCUUUAUGUACAUGGUGAAGCUCCCACAGUUCUAGAGGUUCCUCAAACUUCUGCUUUAUCUGGUUAUUUGUCACAUGGGGAUGUGAUCACAGCAGUUGAUGGUUCAAGAAUUCGGUAUCCCAGUGACUGGACCAAGAAGAUGAUCCAGAUUAAUUCCCAAAUGCUUCAGACAACAUUCAGUGGGAAGAAGGGGUAUUGUGUCCCUCAUUCUUGGCUAGUCGAGACUAAUAUUACUCGAAGAAUAGAGGACAACUUUUCUUGUCCUGGCGAGCUUGCUAUUUUUGCGAGUAUUCCCUGUUUAUCUUCUAGCUUGUCAGAUGGUAUCAGAAAUGAGGAUAGGAAUGCAAACAGAACAGUAACUAAGCAAUGCUUGAAUGCCAAAUAUGUUAUAAAGCUUAAAAAAUGUGGGGAUGGAUGGGAGGUGACUGGAAGUGACCAAACCAGUUGUGCAUGUUUGGAGCAUGAAUCCUGCAUGACGCCUGUUCAGAUAAUUGGAACGUCAUGGGUUGAAAUCUCAUAUUCAACACCUUAUUCACCAGAGUGCUUACAGCUAAGUAAAAAUACAUCAGCUAAUUCGGAUGACAUAUCGUCUGCAUGUGGUGGGACUUUUGUAUUUAUUGGCAAUGUGCUCACUUUGGCAUAUUCCAUUCACCUAUCAAUUUAUCAGCCUCGGUGGGUAUAUCUUAGUGCUACUAUACCAACCCUGGUGGAGAGCAUAUUGUCUUGCACUUUUCAUGUAUCUGCAACUUUGGGUGUUCUCAAUAGCUUACCGGUUUUUUUCCUUGACGGCGAGUCCAUUUUAGAGGUCAGUCUGCACUACAUCACCUGGCUUAACCCAAGGAGGCGACGUAAAGUUCUGAGACUUUUUCUUGUUGGAGGGACUAUCUUAUCCAUUAUUGUCUUUUCAAGGAUUCUUUAUGCUAUGUUUACUUUGUCUGCGGAUUACUGAGGUCUAGGAUUAACCCAUGAUAGAUUGGCUGGCUUAUCACAAAUGGGUUUGCUAUAAGGGGGGAAAAAGAAUCUUUCAUCUGGACAAUAAAAAACAUAACCAUGUUGGAGCAUCUGGGAGAGACUUAUUGAUCGAGUGACAAUACUUUGCUUGCCAAUAUUGUGGAUCACCAUGCAACUCCUCACAAUCGACUUAGAAGAGAAUUGAUGGCACUGAUUGACUUUCUUGUUCUAAUGGUACCCAUGGGCAUGCUGAAACGAAAACUAUGAAAGGACUGGAGAGCAAGAGUUUGCUUUGAGGAAAUCAAUUGGCAUUAUCAGCCUGUUUAUUAUGGUCCCUAUAUGAAAUCUCUGACACAGAGAAACCAAAUUAUGGCAACAGCUCACUUCGAGGAAACCAACUGGUAUUCUCAGCCUAUUUAUUAUGGUUCAUAUAUGGAGUCGCUGAUAUGAAGAGUAUUGAAAAACCUGAAGCUUGGAUCUAUAUUCAGGCAUAUUUAUGGUUCCGGCUAAAGCUUUUGCGUAAAGAGUUUACAGGUUUAUUGUGGCUUUCUGAUUUUCCAUUCUUAAGAAGAAGUUGAGACUUUGGAGAUAGAUAAUAUUGUAGAAGUUCAUUACUUCAUUUUCUCUACGGAGUUUUUAGGAAGAUGACAUUUAAUAUCCUAAAGUAGAAAAGUAGAAGCACCAGAUCUACAGCAGUGCAUUCAUAGCACGGUUUCAGUGCGACAUAUUUAUGCACAGGAGGAUUUAUAGCCUUUCUUUCUUGAGUAAUUAGUAUUUUCUGGAUUAGAAGUGUCCAAGACGCUGAAUAUGAAUUUUAUAGUGAAAUCUGCUGACUGAUGGGCUGCUUAUCUAUGCUUCUAUUAUUUAGCUUUCCCUGACGUGGGAAUUCAAUGUGUGUUGGUAACAAUAAAACGGUGAAUUCUGCACUUUCUUAGGGAACUACGAGAUUGUGUGAUUGCGUAUCAGGAUGAUGGGUGACUGUUCCAAUUUCAACCCAAAAAAUAUUAUCGGAGCAGAGUGAGAGCUUCUUAUUUCUCAUGACUUACGUAUGAUUCCUUUGUACGGGUUUAUUAAUGUAAGAUUGUAAUGUACAUAAUAGUUUUGUAUAGCCAUUAUUGUGUUCUUGUUCGUUAGGUUGCAUUAUCUGAACUUGGCCUGGUCCAACUAAUCCUUGAUAUGACUAUUCCUGUAUAAAUCCUUAUUUGCUUAGAAGUACAAGAUGUGCAUGUGGUCAA